AAAAAUCUCACGUUAACCUUGCGCAAAUCCUAAUUAAACACUUGUGAAAUUAUAUGUUCCUAUUCUUCAAGGUCCUUCUUCAAUUUUCGAUUCCCGCUUUAAAAUUUAACAUCGAAUCUGAAAAUUUAAAAUUUCGGUUGUUUGAAACAGAGGUGGAUGCAUAGAUGACAGAUCUGAUGGUUAUUAUUAUAUUUUUUAAUUUGUAGAAGAUGAGAUGAUGAUGAGGAGCUUGUUAUCAUUGGCGACAAUUUCUUCAAAGCUUUCUUUGCGAUGGCUUUGUUUAAAUACAAUGGAGAAUGGUUACAAGAGAGACGAGGCGGCUUAAUCGGUGCGAUUUUGAACUCGGUGGUGGCUCGAAACGAGCAGGGUUCUCGCGUAGCUCGUCGAGGAAGGAGGUUUCCUCGUAAUUUGCUUAAACCUAGAUUCUUCCGUUGGCUACUGCUUCUUCUCGCUGUACUCUUCUUCUGCGUUUUUGCUACAUUUGUCCUUAAAUUACUCUCCAACGGUAAUGAGGAAGAAAAACAUCUUCCCUUAUCAGGAGAAGUACUUGAACAAGUUUCCAGCUACGAUGCCCCCCUGACGCGGCCCAAAAGCAAGCGUCGUAAGCAGCAUUUUCCAUGCGAAGUUGGGCUUGCAGCAGCAGUUGAUAAUAUUUUAGAGCCCAAGAAUUAUAUGAAUUUCACACAGUUUUCACUAGAGUAUGUAGAGAGGGAGGUGACUCCACAUGCCAACUCACCUCAGAGUAGAUUUGGAGGGUAUCAAACUCUUAAUGAAAGAAAGAAAUCAUUCUUAGCAAGGAAUCAAACUAUUCACUGUGGUUUUGUGAAAGGGAUGUCAAGAUUAUCAAGCCCUGGAUUUGAAUUGAGUGAAAAUGAUAAGGCAUACAUGAAUACUUGUCGAGUUGCAGUAUCUUCUUGCAUUUUUGGAAGCUCUGACUUUCUGAGAAGACCAACUAGCAGAUUGAUUAGUGAAUUUUCCAAGAAAAAUGUGUGUUUUGUUAUGUUCGUGGAUGAGCAAACGCUGUCAAAACUGUCUUCAGAAGGACAUACUCCUGAUGAGAAAGGACAUGUUGGUCUGUGGAAAAUUGUUGUUGUGAGGAACUUACCGUACUUGGACAUGCGGAAAACUGGAAAGGUGCCAAAGUUUUUAUCACAUCGUCUUUUCCCUUCCUCUAGGUAUUCAAUAUGGCUUGACAGUAAGAUGCGACUUAAUACUGACCCAAUGCUUAUCAUUGAAUUCUUUUUGUGGCGAAUGAGAGCAGAGUAUGCCAUUUCAAACCAUUAUGAUCGCCACUGCGUUUGGGAAGAGGUACUACAAAAUAAGCGUCUUAAUAAGUACAACCAUACAGCCAUUGAUGAGCAGUUUAUGUUUUACCAAUCUGACGGCCUCAGAAAGUUUAACCCUUCAGACCCAAAUACUCCUCUUCCAAGUUAUGUACCUGAAGGUUCCUUUAUCAUCCGAGCUCAUACACCAAUGUCAAACUUAUUUUCGUGCUUGUGGUUCAAUGAAGUUGAUCGAUUUACCUCACGUGACCAACUAAGCUUUGCAUAUACUUAUUUGAAGUUGACGAGAAUGAAUCCAGAUAAACCAUUCCAUCUAAAUAUGUUUAAGGACUGUGAGCGCAGAGCACUAGCAAAAUUAUUCAGGCAUCGGUUGUUGUCAUCUCCUCCACCUCCGUGACCAGUCAGAUUAUGCUAGUUUUCUGGGAGCAUAAAUGCAGUCUUUGCAUUGAUAUCCACAGCGAAAGUCAAACACAGGGUUCUCUAUGAAGUAAAACCACGAUUUUUUUUUCUUCCGGGAAUCUUUUUUUCAUGGAUUUUUCAAGCUUGACAGGAAUUAGAAGCAAAUCAGUUUCUUGGGAUAUCUACAAGUGCUUAAAUUACAGUUGGCAGAGCAGAGUUCUGCUGAAGAAAUGGAGCUCUUCUGGCCUUAAAAAACUAUUCAAUUCCUACAUGCCAGGUGGAAUGAGGCUUAAGUUUAUAGAAGGUAGUCAUAACCAUGGGUUGUCUGAAUGAUUUGGAGAUGGAAGCAGACAGUGUCACUUUGCAGGAAAUAAUACAUCGGGGUUAUCUGCCAUUUUGUCUUCUUUUUCUGUAGUUCCAACCCAACUUCCUACCAAAGCUUUUCUCAUAACACACUUUGUAAUAUCCCCUAAUGUUAUUUCAAUUUCAUAUAUUAUAUUGAAAAGUAUGGCUUCUGUUGAUA
This is a messenger RNA of Gossypium raimondii (Peruvian cotton), 2205 nucleotides long. RefSeq names its product probable hexosyltransferase MUCI70. The transcript has 8 exons. The record is from RefSeq and is a predicted model, not a curated record. The coding region runs from base 271 to 1680 and encodes 469 amino acids. Lineage: Eukaryota; Viridiplantae; Streptophyta; Magnoliopsida; Malvales; Malvaceae.